GAGGGGUCAGAGACAUGCAGCUUGGGGCCCAGCUCCGGUACCGCGCCCCGUAAAGGGCUGAUUUUCCACCUCGCCACUCACCUACGGGAAGCCAAGACCACACCAGCUUAGAUCUCUCUGGUGCUGGUGAAACGGAACACAACCAGAGUAUGGAUAUGGGAAACCAACACCCCUCUAUUAGUAGGCUUCAGGAAAUACAAAAGGAAGUGAAAAGCAUAGAACAGCAAGUAAUGGGCUUCAGUGGUCUGUCAGAUGACAAGAAUUACAAGAAACUGGAGAGGAUUCUAAUGAAACAACUUUUUGAAAUAGACUCUGUGGAUACUGAAGGGAAAGGAGAUAUUCAACAAGCUAGGAAGAGGGCAGCACAAGAGACAGAGCGUCUUCUCAAAGAGUUGGAGCAGAAUGCAAACCACCCACACCGGAUCGAAAUAGAGAACAUCUUCAGAGAAGCCCAGUCCCUGGUGAGAGAGAAGAUUGUGCCGUUUUAUAGUGGCGGCAACUGCGUGAAUGAGGAGUUUGAAGAAGGCAUUCAGGAUAUCAUCCUGAGGCUGACGCACGUUAAAACCGGAGGGAAGAUCUCCUUGCGGAAAGCCAGGUACCACACCCUCACCAAGAUCUGUGCCGUGCAAGAGAUCAUCGAGGACUGCGUGAAAAAGCAGCCGUCCCUGCCGCUCUCCGAGGACACGCAUCCUUCUGUUGCCAAAAUUAACUCUGUGAUGUGUGAGGUGAACAAGGCAAGAGGCACCCUGAUCGCACUGCUGGUGGGAGUCGACAACAACGAGACGUGCAGGCACUUGUCCUGCGUGCUCUCGGGGCUCAUUGCGGACCUGGAUGCCUUGGAUGUGUGCGGGCGAACAGAGAUCCGAAACUAUCGCAGGGAGGUGGUGGAGGAUAUCAACAAAUUAUUGAAAUAUUUGGAUUUAGAAGAGGAAGCAGGUACUACCUAUGCAUUUGACCUGGGACAGAAUCAUUCCAUCCUGAAAAUAGAAAAGGUCCUCAAGAGAAUGAGAGAAAUUAAAAAUGAACUCCUGCAAGCACAGAAUCCUCCUGAAUUGUACCUGAGCGCCAAAACAGAAUUGCAGGGCUUGAUUGGACAGCUGGAUGAGGUAAGUCUCGAGAAGAACCCCUGCAUCCGGGAAGCCAGGAGGAGAGCCGUGAUAGCAGUGCAGACCCUCAUCACUCACAUCGACCUGAAGGAAGCCCUGGAGAAAAGAAAGUCGAUUGUGUGCGAGGAGCACCCGUCGCACAAAGCUGUCUGGACUAUCCUGGGACACUUGUCCGAGAUCUUGGGAGAAGUUCUGUCAUUUGAUGGGAACCGGACUGAUAAGAACUACAUCCGGCUGGAGGAGCUGCUCACCAAGCAGCUGCUGGCCCUGGACGCCGUGGACCCACAGGGAGAGGAGAAGUGUAAGGCGGCCAGGAAGCAGGCUGUGAAGCUGGCCCAGAACAUCCUCAGCUAUCUGGACCUGAAAUCUGACGAGUGGGAGUACUGAGGCCCAGGGCCCCACGUCCGCACUUCCUGUUCUGCACUUUACACACGUGUAUGUAUUUACGGAGAGCUUUCGGUUCACUGAACCUAAAUGUGAUUUAUACGUGCAUAUUUCAAUCUCAGUAUUUAUGAUUUAAGCAAAUUAUAUUCAGUAUUUGCUGCUUUUGAUGUCGCAAAACAAAUACCAUUACAGCUCACUGACUUUUCCAUUUGGGUCAUUA
Messenger RNA from Molossus molossus (Pallas's mastiff bat), 1710 nucleotides. It is a transcript of the gene BAG5, whose product is annotated as BAG cochaperone 5. Gene Ontology annotation, biological process: protein stabilization; regulation of inclusion body assembly; negative regulation of protein ubiquitination. The coding region runs from base 150 to 1493 and encodes 447 amino acids. The record is from RefSeq and is a predicted model, not a curated record. Lineage: Eukaryota; Metazoa; Chordata; Mammalia; Chiroptera; Molossidae. Gene Ontology annotation, molecular function: protein-folding chaperone binding; adenyl-nucleotide exchange factor activity. The transcript has 2 exons. Gene Ontology annotation, cellular component: membrane; cytosol; cytoplasm.